Molecule: messenger RNA, 3138 nt
Organism: Thlaspi arvense
Lineage: Eukaryota; Viridiplantae; Streptophyta; Magnoliopsida; Brassicales; Brassicaceae
Source: the annotation of a GenBank genome assembly
CACAGUUUCUUAUUUUUUUUUUUAAUCGCCGAGCAAGAACAGCCGAAAGUUUAACAACACAAACGUUAUCCGUCUCAUCCGGAUUUGUUCUCUAGGGUUUCGUUCUUAUCUCUUGCGUACCGCUGAAUCUCUGCAUCUACAGGUUCUGGUGGAUACAAGGCGCUGAUUUUGCUUAAAUUCGUGUUUCAGCUCUUGAGGUGAAUGUUGAACUCAUCUGGAGAUUAAGAAAACUUUUGAAGAAGCAAAAAACUUUGAUGGAAAUGGCAGAGCUAAGCAGGUCCAUGCAGCUAGCAGGAAAGCGAAACUCACCACCUGAGACCACUCUAAGUGGUUCUGUAUCCGAGGCACCAAACAAGCACUGUAGACCAUGGUUACAGCAGUUGUCUCCAGCAAGCAAUGGGAUUCUGCAUAUUCCGACCAAUGCGCUUUCUCAGAAGACACUAAAUUCGCUGAUGCACGGCAAUAACGUGGCGCAAAUUGACCCUGCUCUUCAGAAAUCUGGAAAGCCUGUUGUAAACAAGAAACAGCAUAUCCCACCUCGAGGGUCAAUGAAACCGAAGGAGGAAGUUAAUGAGUCUGUGAGGUCUAAAAUGAGGGAGUCAUUAGCAUCUGCGUUGGCGUUGGUUCAGCAACAUGAUAAAUCUCCUAAGGGGAAAGAAAAUUUAAAGACUGAAGAAACUCCUAAUGUGAAACUGGAGAAUACUCAAAGUUUUCAACCUGCCUCACCUGCCACCCUCAGUGUCCCUAUAGGCGAUGGGAUCCUGUCAGAAUUGUCCACUGGUGUUGAAAGUUCCGUGCAGAAGGAUAGUGAGAUUCCCAUCGACAUCAAGAUGGAAGAUGCUAAUCAAUCCGAUGGACUUAAGUCUCAAUAUGACGAGGUUUUCCCUCGGGAUGAUGUUCCUUUUACAGAUAUUAUUUUUCCCAACGAUGACCUUUUACAAGGUAAUGAACUCUCUUGGGUUCUGGACAAUGUUUCAGAUCUUGGCGUGACAAAGGAUUAUGGGACCGACGGUAAAAAGUCAUAUCAGGAUCCAGAAAUUUUGGCAUCUACAAUUGAAAUGGAACUGUUUAAGCUAUUUGGAGGCGUGAACAAGAAGUACCGAGAGAGGGGAAGGUCCCUCUUAUUCAAUUUGAAGGAUAAGAACAAUCCUGAGCUUAGAGAAAGGGUGAUGUCUGGAGAUAUCUCGGCUGAGAGGUUGUGUUCUAUGACAGCCGAAGAACUGGCUUCCAAGGAGCUUUCUGAGUGGCGACAAGCCAAAGCUGAAAAGAUGGCUGAGAUGGUUGUCCUCCGGGAUACAGAUAUUGAUGUCAGACGUCUGGUGAGGAAGACGCAUAAGGGUGAGUUCCAGGUUGAAAUUGAUCCCAUUGACAGUGGCACGGUAGAUGUCUCUGCUGGCAUUAUGUCACGUAGUAAACGUCGACCCAAACCCAAAGCUCAUUCUGCCAAAACCACUCCCAAAGAUACGACAGAAAAAGUUGCUCAAACAACAUCACAUGAUACUCCUCCCCCAGCUGAAGAGAUCGAUCCCAUGCAAGGUUUGGCGGUGGAUGAUGAGUUGAAGGACGUGGAGUUUCUUCCUCCGAUAGUAUCGCUUGACGAAUUCAUGGAAUCCCUGAACUCUGAGCCUCCGUUUGAAAGUCCUCAUGGUAGUUCUGAAAUGCAGGUGUCUGCGUCUGAGAAAACUGACUCCGAAGUUGGGCCACGCUUAAAAUCUCCUAAAGGAUCUCCUAAGGAACUAGGCGAUAAAGGUUCUCCUGAACCAAACCCGGAGAAGAUCGAGGAAGUUUCCCAAAAAUCUGGUGCCAGUGUCAAACUUGAUGACGAUGUCUCUGGAGAGAAAUCGCCUUCACUUGCUGAUGUCAAGGGAGAAAGAGUAUGGGAUGGAUUACUGCAACUAAGCCCGUCUUCAAUAGUCCCUGUCACUGGCAUUUUCAAAAGUGGUGAGAAGACGGACACGAGCGAGUGGCCGGUGAUGGUGGAAGUGAAGGGUAGAGUUAGGCUGAGUGGGUUUGGGAAGUUUAUUCAAGAGCUUCCUAAGUCUCGAACCCGUACCCUAAUGGUAAUGUACUUGGCUUGUAAAGACGGCAUUGCUAAGAGCCAGCGUGGCAGCCUUUUUGAGGUUGUUGAUUCCUACGUUGCUGAUCAGAGAGUUGGCUUCGCAGAGCCAGCCUCAGGCGUGGAGCUUUACAUUUGCCCGACACGUGGGGAGACUCUAGAUUUGUUGACCAAGGUCAUCUCUAAAGACCAGCUCGAUGAGAUCAAGUCUUUGGAUAUUGGAUUGAUUGGAGUUGUUGUGUGGAGACGAGUCGUUAACAAGCCGGGUUCUAAACGUCAGCAUUAUUCUUCUUCUUCUGGCUCGAGAACCUCUGUUUUGUCUGAAAACAAGAAGCAGAGAGUGAAUGUCACCGAGAAACCUCUUGUUGUUCUGCCUAUGGGGAAUCGUCAUAAUGGUUAUGGUGGUAAACCUGUGAAAGAUGAUGGUGAGGAUGAUGUACCGCCUGGGUUUGGUCCUGUAGCUCCAAGAGAUGAUGAUGAUUUACCGGAAUUUAACUUCAAUUCCUCCGUCGUCCCAGUUUCUUCUCCUCACCCAUUGCCGGCUCAACCCAAGUCGCUGGACCAAGUGAGAAAGCUCAUACACAAGUAUGGCAAAUCUGCAAGCAUCUAUGACGAUGAUGAUGACGACGACAUACCUGAAUGGCAGCCACAGUUAUCUAGCCACAUGCUCCCACCGCCGCCGCCGCCUCCACCUCCACCUCCCGGCUUCAGGCCCGAGAUGGGUCUUCAGGAUCAUAACAGAACGAUGGUUAGACCACCACAAGAUGGCUUGUGGGAUAAUCAAAAUGGCGGGCAAGGACAACCCUAUGAUGGGAACCGGUCAAGAAACAGAGGAUUUUAACAUCUCUGUUGAUGAUAGUGUUCUCUGUAAUUGUAGUUUUUUUUGUUCCGUUAAUCUUUCUCAUUAGCUUUUUCGAAGACCUCAUCUUCGUUUUGUAGCCAUCGUAGAAUGCAAAGCUCGAAAUAAUCCAACUUUUCAAAUGAAACAUCUAAAACAGUUUUGUGUUUUUUUCUUAAAAACGAAAAUAAGCUCUGCUUUGCUUUUUAAUAAUACCAAUGGAUUUGAAGAUUUUACAGUGCUA